AUGAAGGCGCUUAGAGCUGGCUCGAAGGAGGCCGCCUCCUGUCCGGCCAUCAUCUCUGUUGCGGGAACCACGGUGGACCUCCCCCCCGAACGGUGGAAGCUGCUCGCAGAGGAUAAGCAUCCUCUCACGGCCCGUCUGUUCGACUUUGUCACCGGGGACGUGGUCGACAAGAAGAGCUCGAACGCGAGCAUGCUCAUUCUGCUUCACCCCGACCACCUGUCGCUUGACGGUGACGAGACGUGGAACAAGCGGUUCGUUCGCGUUGCUAUUCCCACUGGUGGUGCGGAACACGACGCGACGUCAUUGAAGGGCUCCUGCGGCAACAUCGCUUGUCUGUUCGCGUUCGAGAAGAUCCUUGCCCAGUUGGACGCGGUCGCCGCCAGUGGAUCUGGGCCGCAAUUCUCGAGGCCAACCGCGAAGACUCUGAAUGCACUGCGGCACGAGGCGUACCACACCGCCGAAGAGCUCGCGUUCAACUUGAGCGUGGACUUGACGCGACCCAUGCACGGCGGUGAGGCUGAAGGUGCUGAAACGGGGAAUGUGCAUAAAGAGGCUACGGGUGCGCAGGUUGCUGACCAUGGUGUUCUCGCUCUCACAGGUGCCGCUGGUGUUUCAAAUGGCGGAGGUGCUCGGGGGGGGACGAAGGUCCACGCUGAUGACGAAGGGGCCGAGGAUACCGCGACUAAGGGUGCAACCCGCGAUGAGGCUGACCGCGCUGUUGCGCGUGAGGGGGAGGAGUCGAGCGAGGAGGAGGCGGAGGCUCAUGUGGUAGCGGCCGCGGCAUCCAGCAGGCCCGCUACAUCCGGCAAGAGCAUCAAGCACCUCGCGCAGCACUUGGCCCCUGGUGCUGGAAGCGCGGGCCCGAGUGGUGAGGUCGCGGGCAAGAGUCCCGUGACAGGUCCGCGUGAUUACGCGUCCCUGUCCUCGUUGCCAUCGCAUAAGCUUGCUGCCGAGAUCCUGCAGCUCGACUGCAGGCUUGCAAAUCUGGCCGAAGAGAACGCACGGCUGAAGAAACGCCAGGAGUCGGGGGUUGGUGGGGUCGCGGUCGUGGGCUCUGAGGAGCUUGCGUCCGCGCUUGCUAAUGCGGUUCGGGUGUUGGAGAAGGAGGCGAGGGCGAUCGCGCAGGAAAGGGCGGCCCUGGUCGAUACCCGUAACCAGGAGGCGGUGGUGCUGGGGCGAGUGGACGCGAGGCUGGGACAGCUGCAGGGGGUGGUGACAGACUCCAUGGAAGUCGCUCAGAAGAAGCUGACGGACGAGGUUGCGCGGAAGAUCGACAACAUGUCGACCGCGGUCUCCGCGACAGCAGAGCGGGCAAUCACCACCAGCGGGGUCACGAACGCGUUGCACACCCUCAUCGCGCUCGUUGGAGGAGCCCCCCCUCCGCGCACGGAUAAUGAAGGAACGGCCGCGACGGAGAUUGCCGAGCCCGGGGAUGCAGAGCAUGGAAAGAGGGCAGCGGGUGCGAAGGCGGAGAAUCAACGGGGGGCGAAGAGGCAGAGAGGUCCCCAGGCAGCGGCCGCGGUGCGCAAUCCGAGCGUGCAGGACAUGCUGAAGCAGAAGUGGGGCGCUGCAUCGCGAGGUGCAGCACCGACUGGUCAACCGGGUUCGAGCUCGCGCUCCAUCCCACCUGGAGAAGCUGCACCCAAACCACCGGGCCCUGCCGGGGCAACCGCGUCAGUGACAAGUACUGUGGGGCGGGGCAAGGGUAAGGCGGAGGAUGGAGAGGCGCCGGCUGUUGCGCGUUCGCUGGCCUCGAGGCGUGAGGUCCAGUCCGCGGUGGGUGCUGCGGCAGAGGGCAGGCAGACCACGCUCGCACCCGCUCGUGCUGCAAUCACCGCGGGACAUAUGCAUAGCGCACUGGCAUCUGCAAGUCCUAUCGCGGCCUCGGUCGAGGGCAAGGCGGAGAAACGCGGACGGGGUGGCAAGAAGUUGCCCACUCCACCCGUGUACACGAUCGACGAGGACGAUGCGGAUGAGGAGCUGGAGGGUCUAGUGAGCAGGGGCGGGCCAGGAUUGGUUUCUGAACCCCAUAUGGGGGGGAAGAAGCGAUGGCUCGGACACGGCGACCGCGAAGACCUGCAGUACAAGACCGCGAUCGCGAUGUAUCCAUACGACGGGAAGGUCGACCCCGGGCUGAACCUGAGCCAGAAGCAGAUCCGAGAGUGGGCCGCGGACCUGUCCAUCGCCGAGGGGUUACAUACGGGCCUCUUAAUCACCAUGCACUACCGCAACCUCGUGGCAAGCAAGGACAGGUGGCAACGCAUGUUCGAUUCCUAUCGCGGGCUUACCAAGCCCGGAAUGCACACCACCAACGUGAUUGCAUGGGCCGCGGUGGUAGGCAAGGAGGCUGCAGUAGAAGAAGCGGAUCUCGGCGACGUGGAGCCGACGGACUACGCGGGAGCGAUCGCAUGCGCCAUUGCAAUGGUGUGGGAGGUCACUCGCGGUUCUAACGUCACUGCCGCGGCGGAUAAUGGAAACCUGGCCGCGCGUGCUGCUGGUUGCUAUGGAGAGCGAAGCCGUCUCUUCCCCGUAGUAUCCGCGUACGUCAUCAAUGCGGUGCGGAAGCGCAAUCGCCGCGAGGAAGAUGAGCCACAGGUUGUCGCGGACCCGAAGGCGGUCGCCGCCGCGAUCGUGUCCGGAGUCGUGAGCGAGGUCGUUGCAAAGUCUCGCGAUCUCAGGCACAUUGAGUUGGCCGCCCGCGAAACGGUGGACGUUAUCAUCACCUGGUGCAACUGCUCGGUGGCAGGGAAGCAGAUGGAGUCCUUGGGUUUGUACCUUGCCCUGCCCAAGGAUCGUCUGAAGAAGCGCACUUGA
This is a messenger RNA of Closterium sp. NIES-65, 2814 nucleotides long. The record is from the annotation of a GenBank genome assembly. NCBI's taxonomy places the organism in Eukaryota, Viridiplantae, Streptophyta, Zygnematophyceae, Desmidiales, Closteriaceae.